Molecule: messenger RNA, 1095 nt
Organism: Callorhinus ursinus (northern fur seal)
Lineage: Eukaryota; Metazoa; Chordata; Mammalia; Carnivora; Otariidae
Product: olfactory receptor 11A1-like
Biological process (GO): G protein-coupled receptor signaling pathway
Cellular component (GO): membrane
Molecular function (GO): olfactory receptor activity; G protein-coupled receptor activity
Source: RefSeq, a predicted model, not a curated record
AUGAAAAUCACCCACAUCAGCCCAUGGUCUAUGUGUAAGCUAGAACACUCUGCACUUUGCAUGUCUUAUCACUGGAUGUCCUGGGAAAGCCAAGGCCUCCUGCCCUGGGAAAACCAAACAACCAUUGUGGAAUUUGUGCUUCGAGGAUUCUCCUCCAACCGACAGCUAAAUAUUUUCUUCUUCAUAAUGUUUUUUGCUUUCUACAUCUUAAUUAUUUCUGGAAACAUCCUCAUUGUUCUGCUAGUUUUGUUCAGCCAGCACCUCCACAGCCCCAUGUACUUCUUCCUGGUGAAUUUGCCCUUAUUAGAGAUCUGCUAUACCUCCAAUAUUGUCCCCAAGAUGUUGCUGAUUAUCAUAGCCCAACAGAAGACUAUCUCUGUGGCGGGGUGCCUGGCACAGUUCUACUUCUUCGGAUCCCUGGCUGCAACAGAGUGUCUCCUGCUCGCUGUGAUGUCCUAUGACCAAUACCUGGCCAUCUGCCAACCUCUCCAUUAUCCCUUCCUCAUGACUGGCCCCCUUUGCAUUAGGCUGGCUGCCAGCUCUUGGAUCUGCUGCUUCUUCCUUACAGCAAUCACUGUGGUCCUACUGUCUAGACUAACCUUCUGUGGACCCAAUGAGAUUGAUCACUUCUUCUGUGACUUCACCCCUCUGGUCCAUCUCUCCUGCAUGGACUCCUCACUGACUGAGAUCAUCGCCUUCACCACCUCCUCUGCAGUAACCCUGGUUCCAUUUUUCCUCAUCGCUGCCUCCUACUCCUGCAUUCUUGUUGCUAUCCUAAGAAUUCCAUCUAGGACAGGCCGGAGAAAGGCCUUCUCCACCUGCUCCUCCCACCUCACCGUGGUCACAGUGUUUUAUGGGACACUCAUCACCACGUACCUUGUGCCUUCGGCCAAUUCUUCACAACUCUUGUGCAAAGGAUUCUCUCUGCUCUACACCAUCCUGACACCCAUGUUCAACCCCAUCAUCUACACCCUGAGAAACAGAGACAUCCAUGAAGCCCUGAAGAUGUGCUUGAGUAAGAAGGCAGCUUUCCUCCUCAGCUGUUGCAAAGAGGAAAAGUUGGAUAUUUGUCCAAGGGACAAGGAAUUGGAUUGA